AUGGAAUCCGGCCCUGCGGCCGCCAAAGUGGUGCAUGCUUUUGGAAGGUCAUCGCCGAGUAGCAGAUUGAAGCAGGAAUUUAUCAAGCUCAGCAGCGAUUACCGACGCCUAAUGGAGCUGAUCGAGAGGAGUGAGCCAGAACUAGUUGCUGAGCUUUCGCCCAACUUCUCUCCACGGUCGCAUUCAUCGUUGAUGAAGCCGACAGAGGUAGAAGGUCCUCGCGUUUCUCCGCGAAGCGCGACCGAAGGGUCAGAGAAGCCGGGGCAACUGCUAGCGGUGUGGCCUCCCAUCAGGCGCGCAGAAAAUUGGGAGCUUCAAGAGUUGCGUGCGGAGUGCGCCAAGCUGGUGCGAAAGCAUCAAGAAGAUCAGCAUCACUUGGAGGAUGUUCGCUCAACGGUGGCAGAGGUUCGACAGCAUGUGGAGCAGCUUCGCUUCCGUGUGGAGGAAUCUCGGCAGGACUCAGCGACAGCGGCAUCGCCCGAGCUGCAAGAGCUUCGCUUGCUGGCGGGCUUCCUCCGGAAGAAAACACCGGAGAACUCAGCCGCAAAGCAGGUUCCUCGGCCUGGCUCCUUCACACCAGAACCCCAACGUGCAGCACGCUUGCCACGGGCAGCAGCCACGGAAGCCCCUGAGCUGCGCGGUGUAGCGCCACAGCUGGGGACGCCAAGGAGCUUCUGGCCCGAGCCAGCAACUGCGCAGCACCCGCAGCCGGGAACUCCCAGGAGCUUUGACUGCAAGACACUCACACCCACUUCUUGGCACAGCUUCGAAACGCCACCAACGCCAUCGACUCCAGGUCUGCCAAGUCCAAGGCCUCCGAAGCUCCAUGGUGCCCGACCACCCAGGAUCCAGGAGCCUCAAGGCCGGCCCGAGCGUCCACCAGUGGUGGCGGUGGAGUGCAGGACAUCACCAGUUUCGUCUGUGCUUGUGGCGUGCCGGCUAUGCGCCAAGCAGCUUUGCAGCCACAGAGGACUCUGCUACCCCGCCACUGCCCGCACAAGACAGAAGGACCAUUCUGCUCCACCUGACAGCAGAAAUUACGGCAGAAAUGCGGUGGGCCAUGCCCCAACUGAAGGGUAGGGAGAAUCUCCCCAUUUUUUUCUAAUUUCUCGGCAUUUUGGAAGUGAUUUUUG
Cladocopium goreaui is the source of this 1133-nucleotide messenger RNA. Lineage: Eukaryota; Dinophyceae; Suessiales; Symbiodiniaceae. The record is from the annotation of a GenBank genome assembly.